Molecule: messenger RNA, 783 nt
Organism: Lichtheimia ornata
Lineage: Eukaryota; Fungi; Mucoromycota; Mucoromycetes; Mucorales; Lichtheimiaceae
Exons: 5
Coding region: 1-783 (260 amino acids)
Source: RefSeq, a predicted model, not a curated record
AUGGCCUUUGCACCAGGCGAUGAUGAUGGCAUCUUAUUGGAUGAUUCAGCUAUUAUUUUAUCUACACGAGAUGACUCGGAAACCUUGUUGUUGGAUGAGGAUGAGGCAUUACAGGAAGCAGCCGACCCAAAUUCGGAUGUUGAUUAUGAAAACUUCAAUGCAUCAACACCUACACCAUCAUCACAAUCGACCCGUGCACCCAAAACCUACAAAUCCAGAGUGCACAUACCAACCUUUUUGAAGGUGUUGAAGGACCCAAAGAAUCUUAGACGCUGGUUCUUUCUGGGGAUGUUCACGGCUGACGGAGCCAAUUGCAGCAAAUACCACGACUUCCAUUUGCGAUCCAACGAAUUCGAUUCUCCAUCGCACCUACUCCAAUUCGUGGGGAUAAAGGUUGCAACCUUCAAGUACGUUAUUUAUUUCAUCAUUGCUAUUGAGCCUACUGAAAUUUGUUUCUACCCAGCUUCAUGCGCCAGCCAACAAGUGGGCCAACAAGAAGAACACCAAAUGGAGCAACUUCAAGCUUUCGAGAACGACGACAUUGAGGAUGUCUGGAAGCAUCUCCUGUGGGUGCUUGGAUACUUUGACGGCGAUGGUCAUGUGGAAUGGCCUGACUCUGUACGAAUCACCGAGUUCGACCUCAUGGCUCGGGGCAAGAAGAUGCUGUCAUGGAUCAAGAACAGGUUGGAAUCCAUUGGCUUUACGGAUCUUACCUUGCACAUGGCAAGACAACGACAUGGCCGAUGUGUUACGAAUAAGCUGUUCUCCAAGCAACAAUAUUGA